Molecule: messenger RNA, 1029 nt
Organism: Yamadazyma jaroonii
Lineage: Eukaryota; Fungi; Ascomycota; Pichiomycetes; Serinales; Debaryomycetaceae
Source: the annotation of a GenBank genome assembly
AUGAUCAGAACUCAAGUAUUUAGUGGUGUUAAGAAUUUAUCCAUGAAGGCCGGACCAAAACAUUUAGUAAAUAUUGGACAAUUAACCAAUGAAGAAUUAUCAGCUUUAGUCUCAAGAGCUCAAGCUUUCAAAACCCAAGUGAAAACAGGUGAACCUGCUCCUUUUAAACAAUUCCAAAGAUUGAUGGGUAAGAUUGUCACCAUGUUAUUCACUAAAAGAUCAACCAGAACCAGAGUUAGUACUGAAGGUGCUGCUUCAUAUUUUGGGGCUACACCAAUGUUCUUAGGUAAAGAUGAUAUUCAAUUGGGGGUCAAUGAAAGUAUCUACGACACCUCAAAGAUCAUAUCUUCAAUGACUUCAUGUAUAUUUGCCAGAGUUGAUAGUCAUCAACAAAUAGUGGAUUUAUGUAAUUCAUCUUCAGUUCCAGUUAUCAACUCCUUAUGUGAUAAAUAUCAUCCUUUACAAAUCAUUGCUGAUUUAUUGACUAUCAAAGAAACUUUUGGUGAGACCAAAGGUUUAAAGUUGACCUGGAUUGGGGAUGCUAAUAAUGUUAUUAAUGAUUUAUGUAUUGGAGCUAUCAAAUCGGGAAUUAAUGUAUCCAUUUCCGUACCAAAAUCAAUCACUUUUGAUAAAGAUAUUGAAGCACAAGCUGUUGAAUUAGCUAAAAAAAAUGACGUUACCUUUGAAAUCGUUCACGAUCCUUUGGUAGCCUUAAAAAACUCAAAUAUCAUUGUUACUGAUACUUGGAUUUCAAUGGGACAAGAAUCUGAAAAGCUCGAUAAGUUGAAACAAUUUGAAAACUACCAAAUCACUAAUGAAAUGUUGAAAGCCGGUGGUGUCAAUGAAAACUGGAAAUUCAUGCAUUGUUUACCAAGACAUCCUGAAGAAGUGAAUGAUGAUGUCUUUUAUGGUGAAAAUUCCGUUGUAUUCCAAGAAGGUGAAAAUAGAUUAUAUGCUGCUAUGGCUGCUAUUGAAGGAUUUGUUAUCAAUAAAGGUGAUUUAUUGAAUGCUCUUGAUGAAGAAGUUUAA